GACAUGUGUAAUGACUUGGUGAAUGGUGACAACAUUGGAAACUAGCGGAAAUGGUCACUCGGUUAAACUUAAAGGCUGCUCUGUUACCAUCAUGUUAUUUUAUCACCGGAAGGAACCCUCAACAAGUGGCCUAAACGCUCACAUCUCAGAGGGAAUCAACCAUCCUUAUUGGUCCAAACCCAAUUGCCUCAAUAAUUGUCAGCCUUCUCUUCUUCUUAGUCUGGUUCACUUCUCAUUAUAUAAGAUGGGGGAGCUGGGAGGCCUUUUCUUUAAUGGGAUUUUUGGAAAUUCAGAGCUUUCAUAAGUAGGGGGAGGGAUGGGUUUGGUUUGGUUUCUGGGGUGGUUUUAUCUUCUUGCAACUGCUUCUUCGUUUGUGGAAAAAGAAAAUGAGGCAGUAGCACUAGGCCCCCGGGUGAACCAGUCAGGAGGCGUCGUACAGAUGACCAUACAUCAUGUGCAUGGACCUGGCUCGUCUCUAGCACCCCAACCUCCAGUAUCGUUCUCGGCCGUACUCGCUUGGGACGACGCACGUGUAAAGACACUGAACUCCAGGCUGACAAGGAAGGACACCCGGUUCCCGAAAUCCGUACUGACAAAGAAGGACAUCCGGUUCCCGAAAUCCGUAAGCGUCCCUCUGAAUCCAGGCGCUUCGAUUGGGUCUGGCAAUUAUUAUGUGAAGGUAGGGCUUGGCAGCCCUGCUAGGUACUACUCCAUGAUUGUGGACACCGGAAGCUCCUUGUCCUGGCUCCAGUGCAAGCCUUGUGUUGUAUACUGUCAUGUCCAGGCGGACCCUCUGUUCGAUCCUUCAGCAUCUAAGACCUAUAAAUCUUUGUCAUGCACCUCCUCUCAGUGCUCCUCCCUCGUGGAUGCCACUCUCAACAACCCCUUGUGUGAAACUUCCUCUAAUGUGUGCGUUUACACGGCCAGCUAUGGCGAUUCGUCUUACUCCAUGGGCUACUUGAGUCAAGACCUACUGACCGUGGCCCCAUCUCAGACCCUGCCUGGUUUCGUGUAUGGGUGUGGGCAAGACAGCGAAGGAUUGUUCGGGCGAGCAGCUGGUAUUCUUGGGCUGGGCCGUAACAAGCUGUCCAUGCUUGGCCAGGUGUCCUCCAAAUUCGGAUAUGCCUUCUCUUACUGUCUUCCCACCAGAGGAGGCGGAGGCUUCUUGUCCAUAGGAAAGGCUUCGCUGGCGGGAUCAGCCUAUAAGUUCACCCCAAUGACGACAGAUCCUGGGAACCCCAGCUUAUACUUCUUAAGGUUAACGGCUAUCACAGUGGGAGGCAGGGCCCUGGGAGUAGCUGCAGCCCAGUACAGAGUCCCCACCAUCAUAGACUCUGGAACAGUAAUCACCCGUCUUCCUAUGUCCGUAUACACCCCUUUCCAGCAGGCGUUUGUGAAGAUCAUGUCCAGUAAGUACGCACGGGCACCGGGAUUUUCCAUACUGGAUACUUGUUUCAAGGGUAAUCUCAAGGAUAUGCAGUCAGUCCCGGAGGUCCGACUGAUAUUCCAGGGAGGUGCUGACCUCAAUCUCAGGCCUGUCAACGUCCUCCUACAAGUUGAUGAGGGUCUUACCUGCUUGGCGUUCGCUGGAAACAAUGGAGUGGCCAUAAUUGGGAACCAUCAACAGCAGACAUUUAAGGUUGCUCAUGACAUCUCCACUGCAAGAAUUGGGUUUGCCACCGGUGGCUGCAAUUGAUUGAAAUCUAUAUUUAUAUAUAUGAAUGGGUACACACAUAAAAACAGGAGUUCAACCAUAGAUACCCUUGUCUAUGUGGUACAUAUCCUUAUAAUUCAGAAUCCCAUAAGAAAGAAGUGUAUAUACCAGUACUGUGAUUGGAGCCUGCCCCCUGCUUAAUUAAAUAGAAUCUCAUUCUGCUUGGAUUGUACAUAUGAAGGGAUAGAUUGUAUGUUGAUCAAUAUAUGUGAAAUAAAAUCUGCCCCAGCAUGUAUCUCUUCUUUGUUUCA
This is a messenger RNA of Vitis riparia (riverbank grape), 1965 nucleotides long. Its product is annotated as aspartyl protease family protein At5g10770-like. Bases 317 to 1696 code for a protein of 459 amino acids. The transcript has 2 exons. Gene Ontology annotation, biological process: proteolysis. Gene Ontology annotation, molecular function: aspartic-type endopeptidase activity. NCBI's taxonomy places the organism in Eukaryota, Viridiplantae, Streptophyta, Magnoliopsida, Vitales, Vitaceae. The record is from RefSeq and is a predicted model, not a curated record.